AAUUCCCCUAGCAUAUUCCAAAAAGAUGUUAAAUAUCUCUAGUAUAAUAAAGUCAUUUCGCAAGCCCAAAUUAAAAGAUCCGAAAUUCUCCGCCCACUCAUCAUUCCUUAUAAAACUGCCUCCGCCACUUACCAGCUUCACUCUCCAAGCUCCGCCUCCCCUCCGCCGCCGUCCUCAGCCGCACCAACCUCAUUUUCCGAACAUAUACAUUUAGUUCCAUAUUGCUCUACUAACUUAGAAUUAUGGCUCUGCAAGUUCAAGUUUACAGGGGAACUCCCAUGGCUGCUCACCCUAACCCUAAUUCACUUCCGUGGUCCACCAAGCAGCCUAUGGUCUGCGUUUCCGGUGAUCGGGCGUCGUUUGUCGGCGGAAGCUCCAGGAGACUGUCCUUGAAAGUGAGGUCCAGCUUGGAUGCUACGGCGGAUACUUCCGCCGUUGCGGUGGUGGGCCAGGUGACGGAAGUUUGUAAGGACACCUUUUGGCCAAUUGUCAAAGCUGCUGGAGAUAAGACUGUGGUCCUCGACAUGUAUACCCAAUGGUGUGGCCCUUGCAAGAUAAUAGCUCCAAAGUUCCAGGAAUUGUCGCAAAAAUAUCUCGAUGUUGUCUUCCUCAAGCUAGAUUGCAACCAAGAAAACAAGCCGUUGGCAAAAGAGCUUGGCAUAAGAGUGGUUCCCACCUUUAAGAUCCUGAAAGAUAACAAAGUUGUGAAAGAAGUUACCGGGGCCAAAUUUGACGACUUAGUGGCUGCUAUUGAAACUGUGAGAAACAGUUAAAUAUUCUUUGUCCAUUGUAUAACCUGUUCAUAUUGGUAAUGGAGCAAAUCUACUAAAUCUGGCAGACUGAGAUCCUAUUAUUAACACUCAUGCUUAUUUCUGUAAUCCAACUUAGUAGGACAUUCUAAAUCAUGUUGUAUUGUAUUAUAGUAACUCGAAUACUUGCUCUCCUUGAUAGUGGAUAAGGAAAUUAAGAUCACUUCGUAUCAUAGUGUUUUGUCAAGAUUUACAUGUAGGGUUUUUGCUUAUGAAUGUCUGUGGUGAGAUGGAACGAAAGCGGGGGUGGAAUUAUAGUUUAUAUGAUGAAUGGUAAAUUUUAUCCUGCUGUAAGCCAUUGCCAUUGCCAUUUCCCAACAUUUUUGUGAUCAGGAAAAAAAGAAAAAUUGUUGACACCAUGAAUAACAUCUCUUUCUGCGCCUACUCUGUGAGCGCGGAAACAGAUUUCAGAAGCUUGCUAGCGGAGCCUACUCUCAUCAUGACAUUCCCUUUGUAGAUCUAGUAGAAUCCUCUAAGGAAUGUGUACUGCAUAAACUGACCUAAGUUGUGCUGUAACCCAAAUUUAGCAGACAUUCAAACAAAUCUGUUGGCAUUCAUGCUGAGGAACAUUCAUCGGGGCAAUAUGCUUCCUAGUUGUUGGCUGUAGUGCAGAUUUAUUACAUCCCUUCAGCCGAUACUGUGAAAAGCCUUCAAUGUGCCAUUGCCUGAAAAUGGUUGAGCGCGACUUCCCAUCCAACGUGCGGACAAUAUCUGGAU
Messenger RNA from Oldenlandia corymbosa var. corymbosa, 1526 nucleotides. The record is from the annotation of a GenBank genome assembly. NCBI's taxonomy places the organism in Eukaryota, Viridiplantae, Streptophyta, Magnoliopsida, Gentianales, Rubiaceae.